Messenger RNA from Botrytis cinerea B05.10, 1731 nucleotides. RefSeq lists its product as hypothetical. The transcript has 2 exons. Lineage: Eukaryota; Fungi; Ascomycota; Leotiomycetes; Helotiales; Sclerotiniaceae. Bases 237 to 1352 code for a protein of 371 amino acids. The record is from RefSeq and is a predicted model, not a curated record.
GAACUACAGGAUCACAAGCACUACUCAUUUUUGCAUAUCCUCAUUGCAAGUCCAAGCUUUAGCCAAAGACGAAAUAUUGAAUUCUGAGCUACAUAUCAUUUGCGACUUUGAAGUCACGAAAAUCGCCCAAAGCAAGAAGUUUCCACUCAGUUUCGGCCUCAUUCAUCCGUAGCCACAUUCGAGAAACAGAUUACUGGCACCUGAUUUUAACUUUUUUUUUGAUUUUUUGCAUCACUAUGAAAUUAGCGAACUCACAAGAUCUAUCUCCGCUUUUCCUCUCGGAGUCAUUCAUUGAUUAUCUAUCCGAUGAAGAUUUCCUAUAUCAGAGCUCGGCACACCAGCUUUUCCCAGCACCCGAGAAUAAUAUUUCCACUUUCCCUCAAUUCAAGCUUUUGCCUCCCGAGAUACGGAUAAUGGUCUUCGGGAAGGCUGUUCCUAAUCGCAAUUCACAAGUGGCGGAUUUCUUCUUUCAAGUCUGUAGAGAUCGUACCAAGUUUUUGGUUUCAAUCUACGAUGAGAUAUCUCCUGCGAGCCAUUUACUGCCGCUUUUGAAUGCCUGCAAACUCUCACGAACAGUGGUCUAUGACCAGCUGAAAAACAUCUCAUUAUCGACACCAGAUCCGCACGGUACUAUGAAAAGAACUACAGACGGAAUACCGAUCCGUUAUUUCUGGGUGGAUGGUAGACGUCCCAUCCAAACCUAUAUCGAUCCUGUGAGAGACACCCUGAUGCUCAAUAUCCCGGACCUUAUGUUGCUGGAGAAGCUCGGAAGAAGCAUAGAUCUUUCCAAUGUCGAGCGCAUUGCAAUUACCUCAUUUCCGACUGAUUUCAAUCGGUCAGCCCGGCAUAAAUUGGACAAUUUUACUUUUCUACUGCUCUUUAUUUCCACAAGGUGUCCUGAUCUUAAAAACUUUCAGAUAGUAUCAAUGUUUCCAGUCCACACUUUUCCAGGGCUAUACCGCUUUGAAAACAUGAGAGGGUACCAUGUUAUCGAUACUGACCCAGAAAUGUGGCACGGCGACUAUUGGGACGAUGAUGGCCGCAUGAGGUAUCACAUAAAUUCCAUUAGAAAUGUUCUUGAAGAUGCCAAAGUAAAGGAAACUGAAUAUCUGAGAAGUUUGGAAAAUAUGGAGGAUAGAGACAAUUUUGAAUACUGGAAGAAAGUGAAGCUUACAACUGCGUUGCUUUGCAAGCUUGAUACCGAUUCUAAUUGGGAAAUUUUGGGCAAAAAGGCGCCUGAGCCUAGGCUCUACUGUUUUUCUUUUCAGGCGUGGAUUUUAGCCCAUGAAGAUGGGUCGCCGUUGAAUAAAUAUAAGGGGCUCGCACAGAUCUUUGAAGGGGCUCCGUGGUAGACUGUGGCCGGCUAGUAUCUGUUACAUCCAGUACAGGAUAUCUCUCGAGAAACGAGCCAGGCUUUGUGAACUAAAGAUGUGAGGGGAUAACGAAGACUCUAUAGGCUGUUAGCUCAGUUAUUGCAGUAGAUAUGGGUUUAUCGAGUAGGUUCUAAGUUUAGUAUUGAGAUGUAUCUCAUAUUCACAGAAAACAAUCCUGCAUACAUAGGAAAUCAUCAAUGAAUCAAAACGUACUUUCCCUUUCAUAACGAAAAUUCAGAGGGGGUGGGUGACUAGAACCCAUCCAGAAGUUAGAAUGUAGGUUUGUGAGGGCAUAAAUCUACUGAGAGAUAAGUUUUAAUGAAGAAAUUGUUUCAAGUCCCCUUAUUUUGACGAAACA